Molecule: messenger RNA, 2229 nt
Organism: Hippocampus zosterae (dwarf seahorse)
Lineage: Eukaryota; Metazoa; Chordata; Actinopteri; Syngnathiformes; Syngnathidae
Product: armadillo-like helical domain-containing protein 4
Exons: 7
Coding region: 176-1324 (382 amino acids)
Source: RefSeq, a predicted model, not a curated record
UUUCCAUCAUUUGGGGCUAACUGACGGCGUCACUCACUGGUAGGCGCAUUUGAGGAGAACACCGAACCUCCUCUCUCUCUCCCCAUCCAUCAGUACACGAACCCCACAUUCCCGUCUCACUCUUGACAAUCUCUUCGAUCCAUCAUGCACUCUGGAAGCCACUGAGAGCAGACAGAUGUUGCCGUGUGAAAUGCUCUUUCACCUCCUCUUGGUCGGAGUUUGCCUGUGCAUAUUUGGAAAUACGCUCCAGGAUAUCCAGAAGGAAAAUGAAAACUCACUCGGAGGGAGAUCCUUGAGGAUUGUGGGGCCAACCAAGGACAGUCUUGAUGCAGAAUCCAAGCCCGGAGCGCGAAAGAAGUUCCGGAGGAUGUUUGACAGAGAGAACAUCGACAAAGCUGUCCUGAAAAGAACACUGAGAGACACUUUGGGUGACAUCAAUGCCAUGCUGCAUGAAGAAGCAAGGGGGACUUCCUCCAUCAGAGCUCCAAAUCCAAGCAGUCCCAUCCCCAUACCUGUCUCUCUCACCACCCAGACCGUCACACCGUUUUCCACAUGGGAUCGUCAAGGUCCAGUCAUGCCCACUUCACCGGAACUCUUCUUUCCCGACAUGGGUGAGGACUCCAUGCUCAAAGAGGACAGCGUGGAGGGCCUGUGGACAGAGGCUCCCAGACCCAGCGGAGACACGGCACCGCCGCCAUCCCAAGAUGACACCACAGAGGGCACCAUGUCUUCCGAGUCCCUGCCUCUCAUCUUUGAGCCACUGGAAGAAUCCGUAACUCAGCUUCUGGCUGCCGUCAUGGCAACAGCAGUGACGCCGCUGUCAGGGACAGACUCGGAGCGAGUGGUCGCCACGGAGACAGACAAGCCACCACGCACAGGGUCCCUGAUGACGGCCGAUGGCCAGCUCCUGGACACCAGCAACCAAUCAGAUGAUCCGGGUGAGGAUGAGAGUUCAGAGGAAUUGAUGGAAGACGAGGGCAGCGAAGAGGACCCGACUGAGACAGCCCAAACUCCGUACAGCCUCAUCCCAGCACCUCCUGUCUGGGUGCAACACAACCAGGGCCUGAUGCACAGCUGGGUGGCGCUGAUCCGAGAAAAGGUAGGUUACGUUUCGGGCAUGUUAGCUCCGGUGGGCAUUGGCAUGGCGGGAGCCCUUCUGCUCGUGGGCGCCCUCUACAGCAUGAGGCGGAUCCAGCAACGGAGGCGGAACAGCUUUAAACGCAUGCGCAGGAAGGUCCGGCCCGCGGAGCAACCAGGCGAGACAUGCGCCGGCCGACAGGAUCAGGCCAUGCUGCUGGCAGACAGCUCUGAGGAUGAAUUCUGAUCCGAAAGACUGAGCCAAUCAAGGUCGCCAUGACAACAGCAUCCAUAUACCAUCGCCUCAGACAGCUUUAUAUUCCCAGACAACCUCACGCGGGAACUCUUAUUACAUGUUUAAAAAAAUGCUGUGUGGCCACAUGACACACAUUUCACAUAAAAGAAAAGAGAAUCAAUGAAAAGGUACACAAAGUAAAUACAGUGUAGUGCCUGUAAAUGUAUUAGGGUAAAUACGACUGUAUUCACCCAGACUUAAGAGUAGGGCAACAAGAAAGCAAAAGAGCAAAAAUAUGGCACUGAUUAGAUGCUAAUGAUGCCAAUUAUGUUGUUAGCCCAGCACUGUUCAAAUACAGCAGUGGGUUGCAGUUUGGAAAAAAGUCUUGGAUUUUGAUCCUUGACACAUGGCUACUUUAAGCUGCAUUAAAAAAUGUUAACGACAUUUCAAAACACAUUUUCCUUUGUAUUAGGUUUGCUUUGUUGUUAACAGGGCUAGCUUAUCAAACCGAGGUGGUAUCUUAAAUUUAAGAUGUUUCUUAUUUUCAGCUUUUCAACAGUAAAUGUUUCAAAUGUAGCGUAAAUCACUGGACUACCCCAGUUGUCUCUCUCGUGUUAUUGUUGGUGACCAGGUGUGACAGAUUAUCAUUUUGCAAUUUUGAAGUCCAAUCUCAUAAUAAUUUAGGAGACAUUUUGUUUUCACCUGCAAGAUCUUUCAGUCCAUACUCAUGGAAUACAUCGUUAGGUACCCCCACACAUCAACCAUGAAUCUAACGAGAUGCAUUAUUUGAGCUGACUUUUUUGGAUCUGAUUUGAUUGUUGUAUUUUUCAUAUCUUCAUUGUUGAACCGUAUGUGUUCAUGCAAAAAUACUAUGCUAAGAUAUAAAACAUGUUUUGCCUUGUGUUUUUUUUCCAUUU